UUGGCAGCUGGGCUUGCCGCGGGGGCGCGCUUGGGCUCUGCCUCCUCGGCCUGCGCGUUCCCGCCGGCCGCCUCCUCCGCUUUUCAGUUCUCCGGCUGGAAUCGUUCCGGCCUACCUCACAGGGCCGUUGUAGAGAUUCGCACGCGAAAGCGCUCUAGGAAUCGGCAUCAUGGGCGACAACUCCGAGCUCUUCCGCCUCCGCGCCUCUGUUUGGCUCGAGGCUGGAACACGCCCUCCGGUUGCGGCUGGCGGGCCGGGCCCGGAAGAGUUGCAUCCACACCUCCGGCGAGGGACACGUGAACGGGGCCGGCACGCGAGCAGGGGCGAGGCCAGGAGCCGCGGACGGGCGGAGGCGCUGCUGCUGCUGCUGCUGCCGCGGGGAGGCGGCGGGGCUCGGCCGGCGCCCUUGCGGGAAACGCGCCCCUGGCACACCUUGGCAGACCUUGGGCUCCUCCCGGGGCAGGACAUGAGCCUCGUGGAACUGGCGAGUUUGCUGCUAAGGACCGAGGAGACCUUCUCGGCGUACCUGGCACGGAUCAACAGCGUCAUCCUGACACCCUUGUUGCAGUCAGGCUCCUUUGAGAAUUUGGACCUUUUUUUGCGACUGAAUGAGCAUUUCCACCUUCUCUGGGACUUGACUGAAGAGAGCUGUCGGACCCUGAAGCAGUCCUUCGGCAGCCCGGAAUGCAUCAGCGUCCAAGAUUUCUACCUGAUCUGGAAGGCGGACCUGUUCCUCGAUCGAUACAUCCAGUAUUUUUCUACCUUUGCCAGCUUUGCGGUCGUUCAGGGCUUUGAACAUGCGGCCAGGAUUAAAAGCGAGGUCUGGAAGUCGCACAAGCCGGCCCUGCAGCAGUUCCUCGCCGACUUCUCCCUGGACGCCUCGGUGGCCGUGGCUCUCCAUAUGGUGCUGCACAAACCCUUCCGGGAUCAGCUCCAGCAAUACACCCUCAUCCUCUCCAAGCUCCAGGGAUCUCCUGGCCAGUGCCCUGAAAAUGAAACCAUCUCCUACGCUUCUAACAAGUUUGCAAAGCUGGAAUCCUUCGUUCGGCAAGUCUUGGAUGAAGCUGGUCUUACCAGAGGCCUGUGGAAAUCCUUGGGACACAAAUUCACGGACGUUCUGCGUAUUCCGGAGCGGAGGUUGCUAGAAGACAGCCAAAAUCUUGCAGUCUUGUCUAGCACGGGUCGAUCGGAUCGUGUUCUGCUCUUCAACGAUAUCCUAGUGCUGAUCCAGGGGAGCAGUUUCCAAAGUUUUGAUCUGAGGCUUGUGUGGGUAGAGGCUGCCGGGAGAGACGCAGGAAAGUGCGCUGUCCGCAUCAUUACCCCCGAGGAAGAGUUUUUCCUUUUGGCCAAAGAUGCCAAAGCACAGGCUGUUUGGCAGUGGAAGGUGAACCAAGCGGUGCGGCAGGCCCUGAACGGGAAGAGGGACUUCCCUUUGUGGUGCGGAGACGGCGAAGGGAGCGACCCCCUGAGCUGCCGCCACUUCUCGUUCACUUUCAGGGCGGAGGGGAAGCUGAAGAAUGCAGCUUAUGAAGGAGAGUGGUGUCUGGGGAAGCCCCACGGCAAGGGAACCCUGAUGUGGCCGAAUGGCCGGAACUACGUUGGAGACUUCAAAGAAGGCCUGGAACACGGGUUUGGGAUCUGCCUCAUCCCUUGUGCGUCCGGGGAUUGUUACGACUGUUACAAGUGCCAUUGGCAGGAAGGCAAAAUGAGCGGUUACGGGAUUUGCGAGUACGGCAACGAGAUGGUCUACAAAGGGUAUUUCAAGGACAACCUGCGCCACGGAUUCGGCAUCCUGGAGAACCCUUCCAGUGCCAAGGGCCCAUUCAAAUACACGGGGCACUGGGAAAAUGGCAAACGGAGCGGUUAUGGCAUUUGGGAUGACCACGAGAGGUCAGAGAGGUACAUUGGGAUGUGGCACGAAGACCAGAGACACGGGCCAGGAAUUGUGGUCACGCAGUCCGGCGGCUGCUAUCAAAGGAUGUUCCACAUGGAUAAAAUGGUGGGCUCUGGGAUUCUUCUCUUGGAAGACAACUCUGUCUACGAGGGGAACUUCACACCAGACUUGACUUUUAUCGGGAAGGGGAAGCUGACCUUUCCCAACGGCUUCACCUUGGAAGGAAGUUUCGCCAACACAUCCAGCCAAGGGCUGCAGACCCAAGGAAUCCUGAACACUGCUGGUGAACAGCAGGACGAGCAGAUGUGCAAGCUCCAGCUGGGUCAGAAGGAAUUCCCCGUGGAGAUGAGGUGGGAAGGGCUCUUCAGCCAAUUCCAGGAGUUCAUCCAUUCGGGAUGCCACAGAGAUACGGAGGAGGCGUUCAUGGGAUUUCAUGUCCAGACCAGCAAAGAGCUGAGGAAGUCUCAGGAAUACCUGUUUUGCCAAAGAGAGAAUGAAGAGGUUCCGGUGAAGGUGGACAUUCUUGAAGAACUGACGGCUCACCAGGAUCAGGGCACUCUGCAAAACUACUUGGAACAGGCUUUCCAGAAUUCUCUGCAUCCGCUAGGGAAGCUGUUGAAGAUGCUGUCGCUGGCGUUCCAGGCUACCUACUCGACGACCGGCGCCAGCAGGCACCUUCUGACCAUGGCCCAAGAGGAGGUCAAGCAUUACGCUGAGAAAAUCUGGGAGUUCUACCUCGGCUUGCGACGCCUGGCCUUGGAGCGCAAAGGUGGGCCUUGCCCUGAAGAUCCGGAGAACAGUGAGCUGAACGGACCCAACGCCAUCCUGCCACUCAUCCUUCCGUGCUUCUAUCCGGACCUCUUCAUGUUAUACAUGCUCUACCAUGAAAAGGAGGAUGACCUCUACUGCCAGGGGGUGGUUGAGCUGAGUCAGGAGUCAGACGUGAAGCUGCUGGAGUUCCUGGAUGUCCGGAAACAUUUUUGGCCCCUCAAAGAUCUUACACUAACAAAGCAUCAGAGACGAUCUCUCGUCAAAGACCGCUGCUUCCUUUCUGCUACUGACUGUCUGCGGAAUCUAAUCACAACCGUCGACCCCCGGGAGAAACUGGACAUCCUCCAGAAGACGUACGACGAGAUUGCAAAAACGAUCUCUCGGCUGCUGGGGGAGGAAUUCAACCCGUCCAUGGACGAUCUCUUGCCCCUCCUGAUGUACGUUGUGACACGAGCAAGGAUACAACGUUUAGGAGCAGAGCUGCAUCUGAUCAGAGAUCUGAUGGAUCCAACAAGUUCAGGAGGCAUGCACGAUUUCCUGCUCACCGCGCUGGAGUCCUGUUACGCGCUGAUCCAGAAAGAAAUCCAGUACCACCAGAGCUGGCACGCGUCGCAGAAUUCUUGAAUGUGGCACACAUACCCUACUGUGCUUCCAUUCGGAUGGAUGGAGCAAGAAGGAACUCAUGGGAGUUGCUGCUAUGUUGUAUUGCUGUUUCCUAUGGGAAUGGGUGUUUUGGGGGGAAAACACUUUUUUUUUAGUGUCACUGAAGGUAUGAGGGUACAAGGAAAGGGUCUUGAUUUCUUCGUGGGACAGACUCCCAAGUUCUGAGCCGCUGAUGUGUGUAUAGAGCCGUGGUGGCGAACCUUUGGCACU
Sphaerodactylus townsendi is the source of this 3538-nucleotide messenger RNA. RefSeq names its product ALS2 C-terminal like (gene ALS2CL). The record is from RefSeq and is a predicted model, not a curated record. The coding region runs from base 170 to 3289 and encodes 1039 amino acids. NCBI's taxonomy places the organism in Eukaryota, Metazoa, Chordata, Lepidosauria, Squamata, Sphaerodactylidae. The transcript has 26 exons.